Dovyalis caffra is the source of this 948-nucleotide messenger RNA. NCBI's taxonomy places the organism in Eukaryota, Viridiplantae, Streptophyta, Magnoliopsida, Malpighiales, Salicaceae. The record is from the annotation of a GenBank genome assembly.
AUGGCUCUUUCCCAGAUACCGAAACUUCAUUUCCCCAUAUUCACUCGCUUCCCAUCUUCUCUUUACACCAACACAAACCUCCCUCUUCUAACCAAGAUCAAACUCCCAGCCCUUACCAGACCCAAAUCCACAUUCACCACAACAGAACCCAUACCCAUCGCUGAAGCCCACGACUUGUUAACACCCCAAGAAGAAACCCAACCCCAAUUUUCACUUGACAGACUCUUUAUCCCACCAGAAACUGAGGUUUCAAUCAGUGAGAAUAGUAGUUUAGGUCCUAGGAUUUUGAAAGGGUCUAAUAUCGUGUUGAGUAAGUAUGCAAGGGAUGCACAGGUUGUUCAAGCCGAGUUUAUUAAAAGUAGUGUGAGAACUGAAGAUUGUCCUUCUGAUGGUUUGCCUGAGUUUGCUCUUGUUGGAAGGUCUAAUGUUGGCAAAUCUUCUCUUCUUAAUUCUCUUGUUAGAAGAAAGAAACUUGCACUUACCUCAAAAAAACCUGGGAAGACGCAGUGCAUCAAUCAUUUUAAGGUCAAUGAUAGCUGGUACUUGGUGGAUUUGCCUGGAUAUGGUUAUGCAUCUGCACCUCAGGAACUCAGGACAGAUUGGAAUAAGUUUACUAAAGACUAUUUUCUCAAUCGCUCAACCUUGGUCUCAGUAUUCCUUCUUAUUGAUGCUAGCAUUCCAGCAAAGAAAAUUGAUCUUGAAUAUGCCAGUUGGCUGGGUCAGAAUCAGGUUCCCAUGACAUUAAUUUUCACCAAAUGUGACAAGCGGAAGAAGAAAAGGAAUGGUGGGAAAAGGCCUGAAGAAAAUGUGAACGAAUUUCAGGAGCUGAUACGUGGCUUCUUUGAGACAGCACCUCCUUGGAUUAUGACCAGCGGUGUCACCAAUCAAGGUCGUGAUGAGAUGCUUUUGCACAUGGCUCAACUGCGGAACUACUGGCUCAAACACUGA